Molecule: messenger RNA, 2562 nt
Organism: Stereum hirsutum FP-91666 SS1
Lineage: Eukaryota; Fungi; Basidiomycota; Agaricomycetes; Russulales; Stereaceae
Exons: 7
Coding region: 1-2562 (853 amino acids)
Source: RefSeq, a predicted model, not a curated record
AUGAGCAUCCUUGAUCCUAGCCCUCCCCGCCCUGGUCGAAAAGUCAAAGGCAAAUUUGACUUCACACCUAAACUUCCCUCUCUCUUCGAGACUAUCGAACCACGCCCUUCCGAAGACUCAUCUCCUGGCGACAAGGACGGUGGCUUUGGCUUCAUAUCCCUUGGCGAUUUCCUCGACACACUCCUCAACUCCAAGGAUCCCCAUCUCUCUUCAACCGCCACACAAUUCGCGCAGCGCCAUGCUGCAAACCUCAUCAACCUUCUUCACUCCCGUGCUCCCGACGCCACAGACGACGCCACAAUGAAGCUCCUCAUACCGAUUCUUCAGCGCGAAUGUCAAGCAGUGCAGGAUCUCCUCUCACGCGACUGGUUCAUCAAGGAUCAUGACCUACUGUAUGAGUUUUCGAUGGAGAGAUUGAGUUCGGAGCUGAAGAAGUGUGCACCCAUGCUCUGGAAGCUGUUAGAGGAGACAUCUCGAGCCGAUCUCAGUGCACGAGAUGCAGUACCAGUGCUCACUUCUAUUUGUGCGAUGCUUUCCGUUGUGCGCAAUGAGUGCGCAAAUGACUUUCAAGCCGUGAUGGGCCUGUUCUUACUCGCAUCCGGUACAUCUAAGCGCGAGCUCGAAGUCCUUGCUCACGCUGGCAUCUGCAUCUCUUACAGCUCUGUUCUUCGCCACGUCAAGAAAUUAUCGGAGGAGGGGACAAAAUACUACAUCAAAGUAAUGGAGAACGGGAUGUGUAUGCUCGUGUGGGAUAAUAUCAACAUUGCAGUCCGUGUUGGUGAGCAGCGUAUCCAUUCAGUCAACCACUUCGACAACGGUACCACCGCCACCCUCAUAAUCCUUUACGGUCCCGGCUUCUACCCUUCCCGUGUGCCACAUGGAACCCUCCCCAUUGAGACGAAGCCCGCUUGCACGUCUCGCCAGCCCAAGAUUGACUUCACACCCGAUCUCAUCCUUCCAUCUGCUAAGCACGCACAACAACUCACGGAAUCUUGCCUUUGGGAACUUAAGCAACUCGCGAUGGAGAGCAUCCCAGAGCUCCGUCGGUUCCAAGAUCAGCUCGGUAGUGCUCCAUCCAUCCUCCAGAUUCCUGUCCAUAAGACUGAACAGUUCCCUCUACCGGCCAUGAAGAUUGAUGAAUUGAGUCUCGAUGGUACCUUCGAAGUCAUUUCGGCUGUGAAAGAGAACCUCAAGAUUUCGAAAGGCUUUAUGGCCAAGCAUGGCCUUCUGUUCACUGACGGCGACUUGCUGACAUACCUCUUGAUUGAUAAGGCCGAAUCCGCUCGACGUAACAGCACAGAUGUUGACGAAACAUUGCGCUAUCUUGUCAAGCGCUUUGGACUAUUUCAUGCGAAGAUGGCCGGAGGUCGGAUGGUAACUAAUCAGUUCUGGGGAAAGCCCAAUUCGACGUGGCCCAGCAGCUUGUGGCGGGAGAAUCAUGUCCUCGGACGGAAGGCGAUGAUGGCGGGGUGGAAGGGCAAGAAGUCAAUGCCAUGGGCGCCUUCACACGAGCUGUUGCAGAUUUCAUUGCCAGCCCAUGUCCGUGACGCUUUCCAUCUUUUCUGUAAAGACGACGAGGUUACGACGUGGGCAAAGGCUACUUCGUUUGAAGAGUUUCAACGCGUUGCAGACAAAGUCUUUGCCGGUCUCUUCUCCAUGAAGGUUGUCGACCAACUUCGCUCUCUUCCCGAUGCAGAGCGGGAUCAUAUUUUUGAGAAUACUGUCCUCAACAACCGGGACACUCUUUUAUAUAUUGUCUUCGUUCGUGCAAUCAAGCGGGGGGACAUUGGGUGUGUUAUGAAUGUUCUCCGUGUCUGGAUGAUCAUGAUGCGAGGUGUAGGAGCGAUGCCAAAGAAACUCUUCCUCAUGAAUUGGCUGGUCAAUCUGACCGGAAAGGCUGGCGGUUUUAAAGAGGUUGAUCUCCUACAAGAACAUCAGAAUUUUUGGGCGAAGGUGAUAUAUGCAGCAAAAGGUACCAACAAGAGCUGGAAGUGGCUCUCAAUGAUCACCGUCUGCAUAUUCACUCUGCAUGCCACCAAAGAAAUCCUUGAACUUGCCGAUCUACUCCACAAGCACAAACUCCAGCAGUACCUCUCUGGGCGCCCCGGAAACAGCUUCGUCACCCCCGUUGACGAUCUCCUCCACCGUGGUGCUGAUUAUGCAAACACUCCUAAAGCAUACGCCGCUUUCCGACCACCUCGACACCAAGCUCAAAAUAUCGGUGUACCCGCCCCAGGUCCUGUUGAUUCCGCCACCUCUGAGCUCUUAGACAACCGUGAUAUUCCACUGGACGUGGACGACGACAACAUGGAUGUGCACGACGCAUCACUCGGUACAUCACGUGGUCCGACCGCCAACGAGACCGAAGAGGCUGGAUGGGAAGAUGAAGUGGCUGAUGAUGCUGCAGAAUUUGUCACUCGAGAAUAUCUUGAGAUGGAUGAUGAGGAGCGCUAUGACUUGGAGGAGGAGGUUAUGGGGCAGGCUUUAAGUAUGAUGAGGGAAUUUGAUGACAGUGGUUGGGAAGAGGUGUUGGACGAAGCGGAACAAAACAGUACAAUUUGA